UCGAGCUUAAUAACCAAGGUACAGAGUGUAUGUACCUUUUGCAUGAGACCAAUAAUAAUGAAUAUUACAAUCCAUUUCUCCUUUGAUUUAAUAAGAAUUGUCUUGAUGGUGUUUCGGAAGUAGUCGUCUUUGGACUUUAUAUAUCUUACUAGGUCCAUCAUCAUCAACCUUUUCUUUCUUUCUUUCUUUCUUUAUUUAUUUAUUUAUUUAUUUUGAACUGCAUGGUUCUGUCCCUCUCCCGCCACAAAUCCCCUAAACGCUUUCAUCUUCAACCUCCAACUCCCCUCAAAAUCCCCACUAAAACCUUCAACCUCUCAUCAAUGGCGUCCUCCCCUCUCCUACCUCCUCUUCCUCGCCCCUCUCUCUCCUCCCCCAACCCCAUUGUCUCCCUCCUCUCUCGCUGCUCCUCGACCUGCCACCUCGAACAACUCCACUCCCUCCUUGUCCGCUCUGGUCUCUCCCAUUCCCCAACCCAACAAGCCCAUCUCGUCUCCUUCUGCUGUAAUCACUCCAUCCCUUUAUUCCUCAACUACGCCCACCAACUGCUCGACGAAAUCCACCAACCAAACCCUCUUCUCUACAACACCCUCAUCAAAGCCUACUCUGACCGAAAAUCUCCCGAAACCGCUGUCUCUGUGUAUAUCCAAAUGAUCUCUGGCGGUUCCCUGCCCAAUUCCCACACCUUCCCUUGCCUCCUCAAAUCGUUCGAUCAUGCUGCCUCGAUCAAAUUCGGCGAUGAGAUUCAUGCGCACACGAUUAAGUUUGGAUUUGGCGAUGAUCCGUAUGUUCAGAAUGUGUUGAUCUGUAUGUAUUCAUCAAGUGGAGAGAUCGGUAUUGCGAGGGAAGUAUUUGAGAGGAGCAAUAAGUGCAAUGUGGUAAUGUGGAAUGCGAUGAUGACGGGGUAUAAUAAGAGCAGGAAAUUUAGAGAGACGUGCAAGCUUUUCUGUGAUUUGGAGAGGGAUAAAGUGAGCCCGAGUUUGGUCACAUUCAUUUUGGUGCUAUCGGCAUGUGCGAAGUUGGGAGAUUUGGAGUAUGGGAUGUGGGUUCAUAGCAUUAUCGGUGAUUGCAGCAUGGUUCCCAACCUAAAGGUGCACAAUGCGCUGAUCGAGAUGUAUGCAGGCUGCGGCGAUAUGGCCGUUGCUUGGAGAAUUUUUGAGGAGAUGACAGAGAAAGAUGUGGUUAGUUGGACCUCGAUGGUCGUUGGAUUUGUGAAUUCAGGACAGCUUGAUAGAGCACGCGUCCUCUUCGAUCAGAUGCCUGAUAGGGAUAUUGUGUCAUGGACUGCUUUGAUUGAUGGAUAUGUUCGUUGUAGCCGUUAUAAAGAGGCCCUAGCGUUGUUUCAUGCAUUGCAGAAUACAAAUAUAUGCCCAGAUGAGUUCACUAUCGUCAGCAUGCUAACAGCAUGCGCUCAGUUGGGAGCGCUCGAGCUUGGAGAGUGGGUACGGGUAUAUAUUGAACGUAAGAAGAUCAAGAUGGAUGCGUUCAUGGGCAAUGCUUUGAUCGAUAUGUACUCCAAGUGUGGGUGUGUGGAUUCCGCAUUGGAGAUCUUCAGGAAGGUGCCAAAGAGGGAUAAGUUCACUUGGACUGCGAUGAUUGUUGGCCUCGCCAUCAAUGGGGAUGGCAAGCGUGCUCUCAGUCUGUUCUCUGAGAUGUUGAGAUCUUCGGUGAGACCUGACGAGAUAACCUUCAUCGGCGUCUUAUCAGCUUGCUCUCACUCGGGUUUAGUCGAUGAGGGGAGAGAUUUCUUUUCGAGAAUGAUAACAACAUAUGGGAUCAAGCCCAACGUGACACAUUAUGGUUGCCUUGUGGAUCUCUUAGGGCGAGCAGGUCAUCUUCAAGAAGCGUUAGAGACUAUAAACAACAUGCCGAUGAAGCCUAAUUUGACGAUAUGGGGAUCUUUUCUCGGUGCCUGUAGAGUUUAUAGAAACUUUGAGAUGGCAGAAUUGGCUUGUUAUCGCCUUCUAGCGUUGGAUUCUGACAAUGGAACGAGCUACGUUCUUCUAUCCAACAUAUAUGCAAAAUCUAACAAGUGGGACAAAGUGCAUAAAAUCAGGGAGAUGAUGAUGGAGAAGGGAAUCAAGAAGGAGCCAGGAUGCAGUCUAAUAGAGAUGAAAGGUGAGGUUCAUGAGUUCAUCGCAGGUGAUAGAUCACAUCCUCAAUCUUGUGAUAUAUACUCAAAACUGGAGGAGAUUGGUGAAAAACUGAAGAGUGCUGGUUAUGUUCCUGAUACUUCAGAGGUUUUACUUGAUAUGAGAGAGGAUGAGAAGUAAAGCGCGAUAUUUCAGCAUAGUGAGAAGCUGACAAUCGCCUUUGGAUUGCUGAGCUCUCUGCCAGGUGCGACGAUUAGGGUUGUGAAGAACCUGAGGAUAUGUGCAGAUUGUCAUGCUGCGAUAAAAAUGGUGUCGAGGUUGGAUCAGAGAGAGAUCAUCGUGAGAGAUCAGACACAGUUUCAUCACUUCAGGGAUGGACAUUGUUCUUGUAAGAAUUUUUGGUGAUUUAUUUGGUUUUAAGUAAGAAAAAUGCCUUAGGAACCUCAAAAUAGGGGACCCUGAGUAAGACAGGUGAGGUGUCGUCUCCUUGUUCCGUAAUGCACUGUUCAUAAACAGUGCAUCACAGGACAAGGAGGCG
Molecule: messenger RNA, 2628 nt
Organism: Asparagus officinalis (garden asparagus)
Lineage: Eukaryota; Viridiplantae; Streptophyta; Magnoliopsida; Asparagales; Asparagaceae
Product: putative pentatricopeptide repeat-containing protein At3g15930
Exons: 1
Biological process (GO): RNA modification
Molecular function (GO): protein binding; zinc ion binding; RNA binding
Source: RefSeq, a predicted model, not a curated record